Sipha flava (yellow sugarcane aphid) is the source of this 827-nucleotide messenger RNA. Its product is annotated as peptidyl-prolyl cis-trans isomerase NIMA-interacting 1-like. Gene Ontology annotation, cellular component: cytosol; nucleus. The record is from RefSeq and is a predicted model, not a curated record. The transcript is spliced from 3 exons. The coding region runs from base 288 to 779 and encodes 163 amino acids. Lineage: Eukaryota; Metazoa; Arthropoda; Insecta; Hemiptera; Aphididae. Gene Ontology annotation, molecular function: protein binding; peptidyl-prolyl cis-trans isomerase activity.
GCCUUUGGAUUUUUGAUUAAAAUAUAGUUUUUUCCUGUCUCUGUUGUUUAUAACUACCUUAAGUUUUUUUUUUACAUGUAAUACCUUUUUUGUAGCCAAUCUGUUCAACUAUACGUUUUUUUCCGUGUAAUUUUAUAACGUCGAACAAUUCGAAGAGCCUCAGUUUUAUUUUUCUAUUUAUAAUUAGUAUCAAUUGCCGUGUUACGCGACUUUCGUUGCUGAGAUAUUUUUCAGAGAUCGUAGGAACUUAGUUUAAAGUGUAAUCCUACUAUUGUUAUAACAGUAAAAUGAGCGAAGAAGAACAACUACCGACCGGAUGGGAAAAACGAGUGAGCCGGUCUACCGGUCAAACCUACUAUUUAAACUUAUUGACCAAAGAAAGUCAAUGGUCCAUACCAACAAAACCAGCAUCUGAAAAUACAGGCUCAACAAAUGCUGGUCCUGAACAAGUACAAUGUAGUCAUUUAUUGGUUAAACAUGAAAAAUCACGUCGACCCUCAUCAUGGCGAGAAGAACGUAUAUCAAGAUCAAAAUCUGAAGCAGUUGAUAUCAUAAAAUCUUAUCGUGAACAAAUUGUUUCUGGCAAAGCAUCAUUUGCUGAACUUGCCCAGAAAUAUUCAGAUUGUAGUUCAGCUAAACGUGGUGGUGAUUUGGGACCAUUUACUAGAGGCACCAUGCAAAAGCCAUUUGAAGAUGCCUCAUUUGCAUUGAAAAUUGGAGAACUUAGUGAAGCUAUACAUACAGAUUCUGGUGUACAUAUAAUUUUACGUACAGCAUAAAUCAUGAAUUACUUUUCUCUUUAUAAUUCAAAUUUUGACCUACUCUAA